Hypoxylon trugodes is the source of this 2105-nucleotide messenger RNA. RefSeq names its product carotenoid oxygenase. Bases 246 to 1946 code for a protein of 566 amino acids. Gene Ontology annotation, molecular function: carotenoid dioxygenase activity. The transcript has 5 exons. Gene Ontology annotation, biological process: carotene catabolic process. The record is from RefSeq and is a predicted model, not a curated record. NCBI's taxonomy places the organism in Eukaryota, Fungi, Ascomycota, Sordariomycetes, Xylariales, Hypoxylaceae.
CGCGUGUUAACUUCUCCACACCUUAAGUGGUUUAGCGACUUUAACUAACACUAUACGGUAGUCGGAUUAUUGUUCCUGGCCGGGACCUCGAAUCGCACCCCCCCGUUCGUUCUGCAGUACAAUAGAGAAAAACGUGGUCGGGGUUGUAUUGUAUUUCACAUGAGGAUCUUUAACGCUCCCCUCGAGCGAGAUUUCGCAACCCAAUAAUAUCCUCAUAAUUACUAACUGGGCAGGUACCUGUAACCAUGGCGCAUCUCGAAGCUAUCGCCUCUGAGAUAUCUCUGUAUCCGUAUACCAAUGGCAAGAAGACGGGCAACAGGGUUAAAUUCCCGGAUUCCAUUGCGUUCUCGGGGAUGAACAAACCUGCGCGCUUUGAGGGAGAUAUAACUGAUCUUGAGGUCACGGGCGAUAUUCCUCGUGAUAUCAAUGGCACGUUUUAUCGUGUGCAGCCUGAUCACCGAUAUCCGCCUAUGUUCGAGGAUGAUAUUCAUUUUAACGGAGACGGCAGUGUCACAGCAAUUCGCAUUAAGGAUGGCCAUGCCGACUUCAAGCAGCGGUAUGUGCGGACCGACAAAUUUCUCAAGGAAGAAGAAGCUCGAGGAACGCUAUUUGGGCGAUACCGCAACCCAUACACGGACAACGAAAGUGUGCGGGGUGUGAUACGCACCGUUAGUAACACGAAUAUCACAUUCUGGCGGGGUAUGCUUCUAGCAAGCAAAGAAGAUGGGCCCCCAUUUGCCAUGGAUCCGAUCACACUCGAGACUAUUGGGCGUUACGACUUCGAGGGCCAGAUCACGGCUCCAACUUUCACCGCACACCCUAAGUUCGACCCGGAUACUGGUGAGAUGUUGUGUUUCGCAUACGAAGCUGGUGCAGAUGGCUCCGAUUGCGGUCUUGAUGUUGUGACAUGGACAAUCAAUGCAGACGGAAAGAAGACCGAGGAGCUUUGGUUCAAGGCCCCGUUCGCUGGCAUGAUCCACGACUGCGGUGUCUCGAAGAACUACUUCGUGCUCCCAUUGACCCCGCUCAAGAUGUCACUCGACCGUCUUAAGGCUGGUGGAAACAAGUUCGCAUGGGACCCGAACGAGGACCAAGUCUACGGUAUUGUGCCUAGACGCGGUGGCAAACCUGAGGAUGUGAAAUGGUUCCGGGCCGAUAACGGUUUCCACGGCCACGUAGCGGGGUGCUAUGAGAAUGAAGACGGACACGUAGUAUUCGACCUAACAGUCGCCGACGGCAACGUAUUCUUCUGGUUCCCACCCGACGGGCAAGCGCCCGACUUACCAGGUCGCCAGCGUCUCAGUAGUCCCACAACACGCUGGGUAUUCGACCCGCACGCGAAAUCCGGAACCCGCGUUAAGGCGUCGCUGGAAUGGACUACUAACGGCGAGUUCUCGCGCAUCGACGACCGGUGGGUGACGAAGAAGUACGAACACUUCUGGCAGUUGAAGGUAGACCCCACGCAGCCGUACGACUUCGCGCGUUGUGGACCGCCAGCGGGGGGGUUGUUUAAUAGUAUGGCGCAUUAUACUUGGGAUGCGGAGGAUGAAGGGAAGACGGGCAAGGAGGAUGUUUGGUUCGCGGGACCGACGGCGACGUAUCAGGAGCCGGUUUUUAUUCCGAAGGAUGGUGGGAAGGAGGGUGAGGGAUAUUUGGCGGCACUGAAGAAUAACCUUGAUGAGUUGCGCAAUGAUGUGGUUAUUUGGGAUGCGCUGAACUUGUCGAAGGGCCCGUUGGCGACGCUGCAUUUGCCUCUGAGAUUGCGGCUAGGCUUCCAUGGCAAUUUUGUUGACCAUAGGGAUAUUGAGGCCUGGCAAGAACGCAGAGCAGGUGAACUGGGUCCUGUUCAGCCGGCGAAGGAGCCGUUGCCUUGGCAGAAGGCGUUUGCAGCGAAUGGAAGUGUGAAUGGUACGACGAACGGCCAUGGGGUUAACGGGUCUUCGUGAAGAUCAAAGGCACUUCUAUAAGUCGGAAAUUUUCGAGUGAUACAAGCCUGAUUUGGAGGCCCGGGGUUUGAAAGAGGGCAUCAUAAGUGCGUGAUUCCGGAGUACAUUAGUAUCGUUGACUCGUUCAUGUUAAAUCUACUUUGUCCGCAAGGUUAAUCA